ACUCUCGUUUUGCAACUGUUUAGUGCACACAGUCAUUGAAUGUGCAUGAGAUAGAAGAAUGCACAUAUAAAGUUUAUUGGCGGAGGAUGUUUAUUUUCUGCCCGAGUUAUUUAUUAUUGUCAUUUUUUUGUCUUGUUGGCUUGAAAUUUCGCUUUCUGGUUUAAUUACACUGAAAAAGAUUCACUGAACGCAGGUUGUGAUCUCCAGUAUUGUUGCCCAUCAUGGCAGGAGGCAUCACAGAGACCGGGGAGCUCUACUCCCCUUAUGUGGGCUUGGUGUACAUGUUUAAUUUGAUCGUGGGCACGGGGGCACUGACGAUGCCCAAGGCCUUUGCCCAAGCAGGUUGGGCGGUCAGCCUGGCGCUCAUCUCCUUCCUGGCGUUUAUGAGUUACAUGACCACUACGUUUGUGAUCGAGGCCAUGGCAGCGGCCAACGCUCAGCUGCGCUGGAAGAGGAGGGAGCAGGAAGAGGUCCAAGACAACGACUCCACUUCUGAUUAUUCGGAUGAUGAUGUCCGGGGACGAUCAGAGCCAGAGACGAGGCCCAUUUUGUCAGUCCAGCGAACAGGAGGACACGUUGAUCACUUUGACAUUGUGGAGAGGGUAGAGAUGGGUCAAAUGGCCUCCAUGUUCUUCAACAAAGUUGGUGUCAACAUGUUCUACAUCUGCAUGGUAGUCUACCUGUACGGAGACCUGGCCAUCUAUGCUGCUGCUGUGCCCAUAUCACUAAUGGAAGUAGCCUGUGGAAACCACUCAUGCAGUGCUGGCAGUGUGAAAUACGACGACACCGACUUGUGCUGGGGGCCUGUCACCAGGAAAGACGCCUACAAGGUGUUUCUGAGCAUCUUCACCUUGAUGUUGGGCCCUUUCGUCUUCUUCGAUGCUCAGAAGACUAAAUACCUCCAGAUCCUCACCUCACUCAUGCGCUGGAUCGCGUUCACCAUGAUGAUUAUCCUGGCUCUGAUCCGUAUUGGUAAAGGCCGGGGCGAAGGCCACCCCCGUAUGGCCCAGAUCUCUGGGGUGCCAAACCUGUUUGGAGUGUGUGUCUACUCCUUCAUGUGCCAGCACUCCCUGCCCUCCCUGGUGACACCCAUCUCUGAUAAGAGGCGUGUGGGUACCCUGGUGGUGUGUGACUAUGUCCUCAUCCUUGGCUUCUACGGCCUGCUCUCCUUCACAGCCAUCUUCUGCUUCGACAGCUCGCUGCUACACGACAUGUACACCCUCAACUUCACUGACAACUGUGACGUGCUGGACAUCCCCGCUUUGCGCUACUUCCUGGGCCUCUUCCCCGUCUUCACCAUCAGCACCAACUUCCCCAUCAUCGCAGUCACGCUGCGCAACAACUGGAAGACCCUCUUCCACCGUGACGGGGGCACCUACCCCUGGGUGGUUGACCGCAUCGUCUUCCCCCUCAUCACUCUGGUGCCGCCCAUCAUCGUGGCCUUCUGCACCCACAACCUGGAGUCCCUGGUGGGCAUCACAGGCGCCUACGCUGGCACAGGCAUCCAGUACGUCAUCCCCGCCCUGCUGGUGUACUUUGGCCGGCGCCACCUGGUGCCUAUGCUGGGCACGGACGAGGUCAACAAGCACCAGUCCCCGUUCCGCCACACCUUCUGGGUGUGGUUUGUAGUGGUGUGGGCUACCUUCUGCCUCAUGUUUGUCACAGCCAACAUCAUCCUGGAGGACACCAAGAAAUGAGGACACGGACUGGUUGUGAAAGACCGGUUUCUCUGUGUGGGUGUCUUGUAUUUCUACAUUCUCUCUGAGACCUUCCAGAACUUGGUACAGGUCGAACGGUGUGCCUUUAUAUGCUGCUCUUGUAGCAUGGGAACCCUUUUAAUUACAGCUGUAAUCAGCAGUUGAAACCAUUAUAAAGUGUCCUCCCCACCCCUGUGUCAGUACAAAGGAUGGGACUGGAGAAAUGUAACCAUUAUAAAGUGUCCUCCCCACCCCUGUGUCAGUAAAAAGGAUGGGACUGGAGAAAUGUAACCAUUAUAAAGUGUCCUCCCCACCCCUGUGUCAGUAAAAAGGAUGGGACUGGAGAAAUGUAACCAUUAUAAAGUGUCCUCCCCACCCCUGUGUCAGUAAAAAGGAUGGGACUGGAGAAAUGUAACCAUUAUAAAGUGUCCUCCCCACCCCUGUGUCAGUAAAAAGGAUGGGACUGGAGAAAUGUAACCAUUAUAAAGUGUCCUCCCCACCCCUGUGUCAGUAAAAAGGAUGGGACUGGAGAAAUGUAACCAUUAUAAAGUGUCCUCCCCACCCCUGUGUUAGUAAAAAGGAUGGGACUGGAGAAAUGUAACCAUUAUAAAGUGUCCUCCCCACCCCUGUGUCAGUAAAAAGGAUGGGACUGGAGAAAUGUAACCAUUUUAUCAAAUUUAUGGACUAGCCAUCCAUGAUAUCAAAAUGAUAGUUAACAAUGUUUUAAAGCGAUAGUGUUUAUUUACAUUUACUUUGUUUACAACAUUGGAGUACAACAAGCUUAUAUUAUAGGUACUGGUCAGUUGUGAGAGUUGAACUAAGCGGAUGAGGCAUUUACAAGUUAUAUUCUUCAAUAAUCAAUGGGCACAUACAUUUAUUAAUUAUAUCAACUGCAGAUCACCCAUUUUAAGAGUAAUCUAUACCAUUUGUGGAAAGGGACCAAAUAUCUUGUGAUUGUAUGAAAGCUGCUACCGUAUGUAGGAACACAAGGAAGAGGACCUUGUUCACUCUGUUCCAGUGUCCCUCUGUAGAAAAAUACAAGCUGAACAAUCAGACUGUAUUAGCAAGGCAUUGCACUACACAACAGCACUGUUUUUAAGCAUAUACAAAGAGCUGGUCAACUUGUUUCCAAAUGCCUCAUUUCAAAAUAACUGAAGGAAGGAUCGAGCAGGGAGGUGUCAGUGUUCCUCUGGACCUUCAGAAACAGUGCGGCUAAAGACAGAAUAUGCUGAAACUAUGGAUAGAGCUCAGUGGAGGAAAAAUAGAACCUGACAACUAACUCAACGCUCCUGUUCCUAAUGGCAAUGCAGAGAGACUUUAAUGUGGCUUUAAAAUGAACUUGGGAUGGUGAAAAAAGCAAGCUAAAUGAAUCUGUUAUAAUCAGUUUAUUAUGGCUGGUAUUUCUACAUUCCUCACUGGUGGCUCUGCCUCAGUUCUCCUUGUCUUCCCUGUGAACAAUGAACCUUUGUCCAUGACAGAUCCCUGACUGAUGGGCCUGAUGACAGAGCUCCGUCUCUGGUCAUCAGGAGACCGAUCUUGAGUUCAAACUCUGUACACAUACCACCCUCAUGUUUUACUAUUCACCACCAAAUCAUCAGCCCUUCAUCUACUCCAUGUCAGCACCCGAAUGCUCUUUGUUGAACUUUGACCCCAGAAAGUUAUCAAUGGACACAGGAAGGUUUAUGUUGGCUACAUCACCAGGAGCCAGCUGGUACAGUGCCUACUGUACCACACAAAGAUGCCUCUACAGUAGUCCCAGUAUAUCUCUUUUUGCAAUCACUGGUUCUCUCAUACCAUGAACUGCACUGUUGGUUAAGGUCUUGUAAGUAAGCAUUUCACGGUAAAGUUUACACAUGUUGUAUUCGGCGCAUGUGGCAAAUAAAGUUCGAUUUGAUUUUAACCAUCUGUCUCGUGCUCGCUCGUAACGAGAAUUUCUCAGCUUUCUGAUUUGUUGACAGCUCUUUACUUGAGGUUUUAAUACAGUUUCCUGGUAGCUCAGUUUGAUCGACUAAUUAGAUUUUACUUCCAGACGUGGGAACAGCCUCUUCGCCCUGAGCUCUGCUCAUGCUAAUGUCCACGUUAUACGCUUCUGUCUCCUCAUUGUCAUAUACUCUGGUUCUAUAUAUCUAUUUAUAUCUCUGCUCUAUAGAAUAUAUAUGUCCUAUUAUUGUCAUCAAGUUUGGAGCCCAACUACAGGAGUCAUAUCUUUGUGAAACAGUAUUGUUGUUGGGGAUUGUAAAUCAUGUUUUGUGGUGUAGGGUUCCAUAUUACAUGGUCACAUUUAGAAUAGUGGUUCUCUUUUACUAUGUAAGUACUAAAGUAAUAGCUAAAGUGUAUCGUUAGCUGGCUGUCAUGAGCACUCACCUGGUCAAAAAGGGAAAUGCUUAUUGCCAUUCAUGGUUUGCACCUGCAACAUUGCACAAGUUUGCACAUAAUUGCCUUGGGUUUGACCUUUUGCAAAUGGUUUAUCAUCGAGAUGUUUAAGGGAUGAUAACUAUGGUAUUUAUCUAACAGUCUUCAAUGGUAUUCUUAACCCAUCAACAUAUACAGCUUGACACAAUUUAAAAUGCAUUAGACUAAUAGUCAUGCAUUGUAGCAUAUUGAUGGCAGUACAGUAUUGUUGGUGACUAUUGAAUGAGCGACCUCUGCAUGUUGUUGGUAUUGUGUGUGUUAGGACAGAAAAAGAGUGCCGACUAUUUCUGUAACACUUCUCUCAAUCUUGGGUUCCUUCUCUUCAAUCUUGGGUUCCUUCUGGUUAUUGUCAACAUUACAUUUCUGCAUGCAGCUCCUUUCAACAUUUUGUAGUCAGUUGUUCCUUUAAGCCUCCAGAUUGUGGUGGAUAGUUACUCCUCUUAUUUUCAAUACAAAUAUGCAAUAUGUUUUGAACUGGGUUGGGGAAGUAAGAUUAAGGAAAUUUGAACUGUUUGAGAGUGUUUGUCUGUGUGUAUUCUGUGUCACUUUGAACAGAUUUAAUGCGUGCGUCUGACUCUUCCUUGGAGUUGUGAAAUGUGCCUUUUUCCCAGGGUUUUGUUUCCAUUCAUUUGUUGACUGCUGUUUUUCCUGGCACGUCUUUGUUUUAAGCAGCCUGUCAGAUAAGAUCUGCAUGUAAGCCAGUUAAAUUAACUGACAACCAAUGUCUCCUCAAAAUAAACUGGGAUAUCCUUGUCUUCUAAA
This is a messenger RNA of Oncorhynchus keta (chum salmon), 4871 nucleotides long. RefSeq names its product transmembrane protein 104-like. NCBI's taxonomy places the organism in Eukaryota, Metazoa, Chordata, Actinopteri, Salmoniformes, Salmonidae. Bases 222 to 1697 code for a protein of 491 amino acids. The record is from RefSeq and is a predicted model, not a curated record. The transcript has 10 exons.